Sinocyclocheilus rhinocerous is the source of this 289-nucleotide messenger RNA. RefSeq names its product CLIP-associating protein 1-A-like. Gene Ontology annotation, cellular component: mitotic spindle; microtubule organizing center; kinetochore. Gene Ontology annotation, biological process: establishment of mitotic spindle localization; mitotic spindle assembly. The transcript has 3 exons. The record is from RefSeq and is a predicted model, not a curated record. The annotation marks the transcript as partial. NCBI's taxonomy places the organism in Eukaryota, Metazoa, Chordata, Actinopteri, Cypriniformes, Cyprinidae. Gene Ontology annotation, molecular function: kinetochore binding; microtubule binding.
GUCGCCGUCCUGAUGGAAACCAUUAAGAAAGGAGUUCACGAUGCUGACUCUGAGGCCAAAUCAGUCGCUAGAAAAUGUUACUGGGGUUUCCACGCCCACUUCAGUAAGGAGGCGGAGCAUCUGUUUCAGGCGCUGGAACUGACCAAUCAGAAGGCGCUGCAGUCUCACCUGAAGAGCUCCGACAGCAUCACGUCUCUGCCGCAGUCCGACCGCUCGUCCUCCAGCUCGCAGGAGAGCCUCACUCGGCCGCUGUCUGCUAAAACACCUGUCGGGAGCAACUUGAGCAAAA